This is a messenger RNA of Paramecium tetraurelia, 1428 nucleotides long. RefSeq lists its product as uncharacterized. The transcript has 5 exons. Lineage: Eukaryota; Ciliophora; Oligohymenophorea; Peniculida; Parameciidae. Gene Ontology annotation, biological process: protein dephosphorylation. Gene Ontology annotation, molecular function: protein serine/threonine phosphatase activity. The record is from RefSeq and is a predicted model, not a curated record.
AUGUAUGAUCAAAUAAGGAAUAAUAAAUUUAAUUUACCAAUUAGAAUGAAAUAAAAAGCCCCCUAAAUUUCUCCUAAUAAAUUGUAUGCGAGUCUAUUAAAAAAAAAAAAUGAAUCAGAUUAGCAGUAGAAAAUAGUGAAAUCUCCAGUCAUUCAAGGAAAUGUGUACAUUAAUUCUUUGAGAAAUAAUUAAGGAUAGUUAAAAGUUGAUGCCAAGAAAUCAAGACCAACGAGUGGAAAGGAUCUUAAGGAUAUAAGCACUGUCUUAUUGAAAAAAACUCAUGCACGUUAAAAUAGUAAAAUCAUCGAGACCAAAGAAAACUCAUAAAAUUUAACCCAAUCAGCAUUGCAAUUAUUAUAAAAAAUCAAGGCUGAACGCCCAGACAAUAAAAUUGGUCAAAUAUAAACAUCCAAAGAGAUUUUACAAUAUCAUUAGUAAUUAAUUUAAAAAUAAUAUUAAAAAUUACUUGACUUAUCUAAAUAAACAGAACAUAAUUAGUUAUAACAAUAACAAUAACAACAGCAAUAACAACAAAAAUAAAAACUAUUCAAAGGACCUCGCUCAAUCAGUAACCCUGAUAUCUCAACUCUCUAACUCUGUAUCACUAAAGCACACGCAAAAUCCAUCCCUGGAAUGCUCUACACAGGCUAAACCAAAAUCAAUCAAGAUUCCUAUAAGUUAAUCCAAAAAUUCGGGACAAAAGAAAAUGAUUGGUAUCUUCAGGUUUCUGAUGGCCAUGGAACCAAUGGACAUCAAGUAGCCUAAUUUGUCUAAGAAAUCCUACCAGCCUACAUAGAACAGGAGGUGAUGGAAGCUCCCUACUACUACGAUAGAGAUAAAACAAUAAACAACAUCUUUAAGCAAUCCUUUUUGAAGACAAAUGAGGAUCUCCUAAAUUCUGGCAUAGAUGUGACCUAUUCAGGAGCAACAACAGUUGUCGUUAUAGCAUUUGAAAACAUACUAUACUGUGCCAACAUAGGAGAUAGUCGAGCUAUUAUCGGAAGAUAUGAUACUAAAUUACAAGUGGUUGAACUAUCUAAAGAUCACAAACCCGAUUGUUUUUUGGAAUAGGCCAGGAUCAUUCAGAGAGGAGGACGUGUUUAAGCCUAUAGUGAUGAGGAAGGGAAUCCUAUAGGGCCGGCAAGAGUAUGGAAAUUGGAUGAAGAUGUACCAGGACUGGCCAUGUCAAGGAGCUUUGGAGAUUACGUAGCAAGUUAGGUGGGAGUCAUUUAAGAGCCUGAAAUCAUUAAGCAUUAACUAUUGCCAUCAGACAAAUUCUUAGUUGUUGCAUCAGAUGGUAUUUGGGAAUUCUUAUCGAAUGAAUGGGUAAUCGAAACAGUCAAUGAGUACUAUAAAAAGGGAGAUGCUAUCGGUGCUUGCAAUAAAUUAACCAUAAGCUGCAAAAGAGGCUUGGUAGAGGGAAGAUGA